AUGGCAAAAAGAUACGAUAACGAACAACUGAAUGGUGUUGAAAUUGUUAAAAAGACAAUGAAACUGGUAUCAGACCGGGUGACUAACUACACAAAGUGUUACGAAUCAGAUCUGAGCGAGGCAAGGGAAUCAAUAAAGACAUGUGCAGCAUCGGUAGUUGGUAUAAAGAAACAAGUUGACAAAUUAAGGAAGGACAUACAGAGAAAGAGUGAACACAACAUGACCAACAGGAGUGCGGAUCUUACCGGGGAGAAUAAGACAGAAUCAGUCGUAAAGACUUUUAACAGAUUCACUGAAACGACAACUCAACACCCGAUAAAGGUCCAUUUCCCAACAUAUGUGUGUAAUCCGAUGGCAAAGCGAUUUGUGGGAUUCCAGCAGCAACAAAGAAGGAGAAUCAAGCGAUUCUACGUACAUGGAAUCAACCGACAAAUAUCCUCAGAAGCUUCCAUGCGAAGCUAUCUUGAGGAAGCUAAUGUGCGCGUUACUUUGAUAAGGUAUUUUGAGAAACGGUGGAAAAACACGGCAUCAGCGCAAUUGAACAUAGUAGCGGAGGACGCAGAUAUUAUCAGCGAUGAGUCGUUCUGGCCCGAAGGAAUCCGAAUGAGGGAAUGGCAGCCACGCGAAAUUUUCUUGAAUGGGAUGUUCUUUGUCAACUCCUCCUCCGCCUACUCCCACUCCCCCUCCUCCGCCUACUCCCACUCCUCCGCCUACUCCCACACCUCCUCCUUCGCCUACUCCCACUCCUCCGCCUACUCCAUCUCCUCCUCUGGACCCGAGGAUGAAGAGGAAAAUAGUUCUGAUUUUCUGUACCCGUCCGAAAGUGCUGACAAUGAUGAGGUUAAAGAGAAGAAAAUAUUACCCUCGUAUCCAAAGCCAGCCCCUGUUACAGAUAUAACAAAACUCAAAAGGGGUACAGGAGUAAAAUGGUUCGCGAAUUGGGUACCUCAGAUGGAGGAAGAUGUCGAAGACCUUGUUGAGACUGAUCCUGACACGCUAAAUCAACAGGGAAUACGUACCAAACAAGACCUUGACGCACAUGCUCGGAAGGCACCGGUCUCUUUAAAUGCCAGUUUCCCUGACCUGAUAGCCUUUCUUACCGACAACCUUGAACACUCUGAUCGACCUGAGGUGUUCAGGGCUAGAGCGUUAAUGGUCUGGCUCAGCGUCCAAGAUGUGGACUCCAAUACCUACUCUCCUGGCGCAGAAAAAACUACAUACUCCACAUUUUUCCUGGUGCUUUGCAGAAAAGCUAACAUACAAUGCACGCAAAUUGAGGGAAUGUGUAAAGCGAGUGGCUACCAGCCGGGUGAUUUAGACGGAGACAAACUAAGGUGUGUUUGGAACGCGAUAUAUGUAGAAGGGGCGUGGCACAUCGUUCAUCCGUUCUGGAUCUGCAGAUGCGUGGUAGGAAGGAAUGCUGGUGGCUGGAUCAAACUCGAGGAAGGAGGCCAAACCAUCGGCAAAAAGGAAACAGAAGCUAUAGGAGUAAUGAAAAAUGCAUUUGAGGAAUAUUAUUUUAUGACAAAUCCCAAUGAAUUCAAAUACAUGUGUCAUCCAAAUAAUGAAAAAUGGCAGCUUCUUGAUCAGACAAUAUCGCAGAAACAGUUUUUGAACCAAACUUACCUUUUAGCGCCAUUCUUUGGAUUAGGCUUUGUCAUGAAAUCAAAAGACGUUUGUGUGUAUCAAGCAGUAGAUGGGGAAGUCAAUAUCAAUAUCGCGGCUCCCGCGAAAAACGCGAAUGCCGUCGAAAUGUGGUACGAAUUUUUGCUGAAGGAUGGAAAUGGCGAAGAACUCGCAGAAGAGCAUGUCCUACUUUCGGUAAAAUCCUUGCCUAGGCUUGUCGCAAUGAUCCGAUGCGGGGAAAGAUGGAAGAUCCGCAUCCACUUCCCAGUAGAAGGAACGUACAAGCUACGCCUGUUCGGGGCACCAACUAAGACAACAUUUCUUCGUCUUGGUGAGUUUAGACUUGACUGUUUUUCACGACGAAAAGAAUGUAUACCGUUACCGAUAGAUCCAAAAGAAGUGGGUUUCGGACCUGGUCCAAUCUGUGAACAGGCAGGCUUGCUGUUCCCGUCAAACAGAAAUGGACAAUAUCCGGUACAAAAGAACAAAGAGAUGAGGUUCACUUUCCACCUUGACGAAGAGGUUGUCAAAUCCAUGGAAGUGAGAACUGAUCUCAUCAAAUCAACGUAUGUCGACGGGCAGUUUGACCAAAUGCAUUUGACGACGUUCGUCCAAAGCAAAGUUCUUCGAGAUCAAAGAGAACUUUUGAUUUCAGUCACAAUUUCAGAAGAUGGGGAAUAUGCUCUUACAAUUUCUGUCUUAUCAUCAGACUCUACAAGCGCUUCUGUGAAUGUCUGUAAUUAUCUCCUGUCGUCUGCUAUAACGCCAAACAGAGAGAUAUAG
Molecule: messenger RNA, 2409 nt
Organism: Mizuhopecten yessoensis (Yesso scallop)
Lineage: Eukaryota; Metazoa; Mollusca; Bivalvia; Pectinida; Pectinidae
Product: hillarin-like
Exons: 7
Coding region: 1-2409 (802 amino acids)
Source: RefSeq, a predicted model, not a curated record